Xyrauchen texanus (razorback sucker) is the source of this 4277-nucleotide messenger RNA. RefSeq names its product kelch repeat and BTB domain-containing protein 13. The record is from RefSeq and is a predicted model, not a curated record. Gene Ontology annotation, molecular function: protein binding. The transcript has 2 exons. The coding region runs from base 51 to 1430 and encodes 459 amino acids. NCBI's taxonomy places the organism in Eukaryota, Metazoa, Chordata, Actinopteri, Cypriniformes, Catostomidae.
UGGUUCGUGUAGAGAGUCAUUUGAGUCCGGACAAGCAAUAUAGAGGUGUUAUGGGUCCUCCCUGCAGUCUGGGUCAGAGCAGGGAUAGUGUAACCCGAAUUGAAGACUCUGCGGAAGGACAAGAUGAAGAGUCUACUAGAGUUCUGAGAGUUUGUGUAGAAGAGAGUGUUUUUCCCAUUGACAGAGCCGUCCUGGGGCAGAAAUGUGAGUAUUUUCGAGCUCUCUUCCGCUCUGGGAUGAAGGACAGCCAGCAGAGUGAGUUCCACUUGCAAGGAGGCCUGAAAGCGAGGGGUUUCCUUAUCGCCAUGGCUGUUUUCAGGGCGUCGGUGUACGGCCUAUGGAGGUUGUUUCACACCGCUGCAGUGUUCAUCCGCGAUGCAUAUUUUGACCUGCAAGAAGCGGUCAAGGCACUUCCAGAGGAUAUGGUUUGCUACGUUGAGUCCUUGUCACCUGCAUCGUUCGUCGCUCUGGGAACCCAUUCUCCCUCCAUGAAGAUACUGCAGGACUCCUACAGGACAGUGUUUUACCUUGAUGAGAAGCAGGGUGCUUGGAAAUACCUGACUGAUCUUCCAACAGACGCCAGCACUUCCAUGGCUGGGGUGGCCGUUGUGGGGAACCGUCUGUAUAUAGUCGGAGGUGUGCGAGGGGUAAGCAAGGAGACUGUAGACUUGAGUUUCAGUUAUGACACAGAAACCAACAAAUGGAGUGUGUUUGAUGGUCCUCAGCAGUCAAGGUACAACUUUACCUUGGUGGGUCACAAUGAACACUUAUACGCCAUCGGAGGUGAGUUUGAUAAAAUAAUAAUGUCCUCAGUAGAAGUAUGUGAUGUUUCCACAGGUGCUUGGACCUUUUGUAAGCAAACACCUCGUUCUGUGGCUGGAGUGGCAAGUGCUGUUGCCAGACGUAGGAUAUUUGUAUGUUUCUGGAAGCCUCCAGACACUACAGACAUAUAUGAAUAUGUACCCAGCAAUGAUGAAUGGACACUAACCACCACAAUGGUCAAACCUCAGAGUUACGGACACUGCAUGGUGGCUCAUGGUGACAGCCUGUACGUCAUGAGGAAUGGCCCUUGUGAUGACUUCCUGCGCUGCCUUAUGGACUGCUACAACAUCACUACAGGACAAUGGACGGCCAUUCCUGGACACUAUGUUAAUAGUAGGGGCGCUCUUUUCACUGCUGUGGUUAGGGGGGACUCUGCAUUCACUGUGAAUCACAAUUUGACCCUGGAAUUCCUUAUUUGUGGUGACAAGUGGAAGCCCCGCAGACAGAUGACGGGUUUUCCAAAAAGUGGCUCGCUUUGGACCUGUUUACUCCGACUGCCGAAGAGCAAAGAUAUACAGCAGGAAAUUGAAAAAGAGGAAGCAAUGGUGAUAGAUGUAAAUGUGGAAAGUGUAGAAGCUCUGUUAGAGGCUAAUUAUACCUCACCUUAGAGUUAGAUGAUUGUGUUUUUUCAUUUGGAUACCAGUGGGUUGCAACCCAAAAAUGGGUUGUAAUUCUGCUCUGAUAGGGCUGAUGACAGCAGGGGGAAAAUAUGCCUAAAUGCAAUUAACAAAAUGCAACUAACCAUAUAAUAGUGCAUUGUUAGGAUAGAAAAAAACAGUUAAAAGGGAGGAGAAAAUGGUUCUCAUAGGUGUUGUCUUUGAGGUCAAAGGCUGUUUAUCCAACCAAACUCAAAUGUUAUUUUUUAUUUUUUCAAAUUACAUUUAUGAGUGAACCAUCACUUUAAGGACAUUUGUAUGACAAAAACUGUAUUUUUGGAUCUAGUGUGUGGUAUUGGGUAGCCACUUGAUGUCCAUGAAGCAAAACCAUUUGAGAACCAAUGUCCUAAGCCAGGAGUGUCCAAAAGUUUUCUAAUGGGGGCUAGAUGCAGAAAAGUUUAGCUGUUGCAGGCCUCAAUCUUGUAAUCAUUGAAAAAAGGAUAUAGAUGCUACUAGAUUGCCACUAUUGCAUCAUCUUCAUAUGAAUGCUUAAUAUUAUGCAAGUUUUAAUCAUGCUUUUCUUAAUAAAGGAUACUUCUCUCACCAAGUACACUUGAAAUGGAACAGUAAUGUGUCUUCAAAAAUAAAAUUCUUCAUAGGCCUAUAACAUUUCUAUACGAAAUACUAUACUGGGAAAGAGCUUCUGUUACUUUCACUUUCCUUGGAUUUUGUGUUUUUUUAUUAUUUUCGUCCGUUUAGUGUCACUGCAAAGCACAUACAGAACUGCUAAUGAGCUAUGUUGGGUGUGACGCGUCCCAAUAAUUAGAACCAGAUUACGUUCUCCAGCUAUGAAGUGAUUCCUUGAAUCACUUCAUUUGCAAAGGAAUCACUCUUUUUUUCUUAUAAUCUAAUUAUAGUGUGUCAGUGUUACAGUUAAAACAUUUAUUUUUAUUAAAAUGAUAGUGAUACAGGCACAGAUACGCACGUGUAUUGAGCACUCUCUUUUAUGUCCUCACUCUCAAGUGGCGCUGAGAAGCCUAUGAUUCAUUCUUCUUGUUUCAACGAACAUCAAAAAUAAUCAAUUCACAACAAUUAAAUAAACUUCCCAGUACAAAAGAGGACAUCCUGUGAGAAUGCGCUUGGCUUGCAUGUCUUUGUGCACACUCGCGCUGCACAACAACAGCUCUACUCAGUUGUACGAUGUGUGUUGUACAACACAAAUACAAUAUUUACCCUGAUACCAGUCCUAUAACAAAUACAUCAUUAUUUUUGCAUGAUGCAUCAUCCAGACUCCUGUUGAAGUCUGCCAGUGGAUGAAGAUGAUGUCGACAGCAAUGAGAAUGCACAAAUGGAGACAAUGCACUGUGAAAUGUGGCUGUACGUGAUAGUGACAUAAAGUGUUCAGAAUAUGAAUUGAAUAUAAUUUCCCAUAGCAGGCCAAAUUCUGUUGUAUUUCCAAAAUCUCAUGUGGGCCGAAUCAGAGCAGUCAGCUGUAGUUUGGACACCCCUGUUCUAAGGAGAAUGUAGUGAAUAGUGUAGUGAAUGUCAGUAAAUGUAAUUUAGCAUAUUAUUAAUGUCAAAAAAUAAAUAAACAAAUAAAUAAGUAGGUGUGAGAAAUGUAAAUUUUCUCUAGUUCUCAAACACUCUUGUGCAUACAGUAUGCACAAGCACAAGUGUCCAUACUAUUACUGCGGUUCGCAGGCUUCUAUAAACAGCUCCCAGAUCUCUUUUGCAGCUGCUGUUAAUCAGCUCCAACACCCUGCAGAUGGGUCUGAAGUUCAAAGUCUUCUCACAGGAGAGCCCUAAUACCCUCCAUACUGUCUGUCUGUCUGACUGACUGACUGGAGACUGGGACUGGUACAGGAGCUACAAAGCAUUUCAACACGUAAAGAUGAACAUACCUUUCUUUCUUGCUUCCUUUCUUCCAUUUCUAUCAUUCGAAAAUAUUACUAUGUUGGCUUUUAGAGUAAUUAAUGUUUCUUAGCAAAGCAGAAUGCAUUAUUAACCUGCAGGUCUUGUUGUUUGUCUUUUGUGUCUAGUUAAAAACAAAAAACACACAGAUACUUUCUGUGCAUGAGAAACAGAUACAUAAAAGAUAUGUGGUCAAAACAAAAGCCAAAACUGAUGAUAAAGGACAGCAGUACCAAUGUGUCUUGCAUUGCAGUUAGUGAGAUUUAAUAGUAGAUAAUGCAUAGUGUUGUGUUUGUAUCAUGCUCAUUACUGCAAAGACCAGCUAAGACAAGCAUGAAUUUCCAUGGUGGUCCAGAGUGGUUUAUGAUGGAUUGGUACUGUUCUAGCUGAUGGACUAACUAUGCUAUAGUUAUACCUGCUAAAAAAAAAACAAAAAAAACAACAACAAAAAACAGCUUAAACCAGCCUAACAUGGUUUGCUGGUCUUGUUUCAUGGUUUUAGAGAGCGUUUGGGUACUUUUUCAUUAGACAGGCUGGCAUACCAACUUUCCGACCAGCUUAACACCAGCUUGACCAGGCUGGGAGUCCAGCAAGACUAUUUUAAACCAUAUAAGGCCAGCGAACAAUCUAAGGCUGGUUUAAAAUGUUUUUUUCCCUGUAGGGAUGCUGUUCACAAGCAAAACUUAAUUGGUGAAGCUGGAUGAUCAGCAUGGCCUUUCUUUUGAAGCUGGUUUCCCAAGAAAGUCUUAGCCAGAAGCAUCAUGGGGACACCAACACACCAGUAUCCAGUGCUGGGGACCAGUUGCAUAGCAUCUCUGUGGUAAUAUGUUCUGUAAAUAGUGUUUAAAUUAUGUGCAGCCAUUGAAAUGAAGCUGAUGGGUACUCACUGCUCUGGGAGGAGGAGGUUCUGGUGGGUUCAUCAAAGGGAUGGGAAUGUGUUUUCCUGGU